Messenger RNA from Gigantopelta aegis, 2681 nucleotides. RefSeq names its product actin-related protein 2/3 complex subunit 4. The record is from RefSeq and is a predicted model, not a curated record. Gene Ontology annotation, biological process: Arp2/3 complex-mediated actin nucleation; actin filament polymerization. Lineage: Eukaryota; Metazoa; Mollusca; Gastropoda; Neomphalida; Peltospiridae. Gene Ontology annotation, cellular component: actin cytoskeleton; Arp2/3 protein complex. The transcript has 6 exons. Bases 107 to 613 code for a protein of 168 amino acids. Gene Ontology annotation, molecular function: actin filament binding.
GUCAGUGCAGUUUUUAUUCAUGGGAAAUAAUCCAUCUACUACCAGUAAUCAUUCGUAAGAGGGCACUGCUCUGUUUCGUACUUCCGGGUCUGUGAUAGUGUUGAUCAUGGCAGCCACAUUAAAACCAUAUCUUCAGGCAGUCAGGCAUUCACUGACGGCAGCCAUGUGUCUACAGAACUUUGACUCUCAGAUUGUUGAAAGACAUAAUAAACCAGAAGUUGAAGUAAAAAGCAGUAAAGAACUGUUGCUGUCUCCUGUUGUGAUUAGCAGAAAUGAAAAAGAAAAAGUGUUAAUAGAAGGUUCUAUAAAUUCCCUCAGGAUCAGCAUAGCAGUAAAACAGGCUGAUGAGAUAGAAAAGAUCUUAUGUCACAAGUUCAUGAGAUUUAUGAUGAUGAGAGCUGAAAGUUUUGUUGUGCUUCGGCGUAAGCCUGUUGAGGGUUACGAUAUUAGCUUCCUGAUUACAAACUUUCACGCAGAACAAAUGUACAAACACAAGCUAGUAGAUUUCAUCAUUCAUUUCAUGGAAGAGAUAGACAAAGAAAUCAGUGAAAUGAAAUUGGCAGUUAAUUCUCGGGCCAGAAUAAGUGCGGAAGAAUUUUUGAAGCAUUUUUAGUUACCAUUACCCAAGAACUUUUUUUAUAAUGAUGCCAUCUAUAUUGAAAUAUCAAGUUCUAAACAUCAGAAUAGACUGUAGAAUGCCUUCAUAUGAACUGUUUAUCACACUGUUAUGCAAGUGGUUAUGUUUUGGAUAAACAGUUACCAGGCAUCAACAUCUUUUUUUAAUUGAAUGAGAACAUUUUUGUAUAGGACCAGCUGAAUGAACACAUUUAUUAUCCUGAUUUUGACUUUUUUCCUUUGAUAUAUCAAAAAAAUAUUACAUGAGUAACCAUUUGAUAUCAUUUAUCAUGAGUUGUUUUAAAACAAAUCCAAUAAGCAAUAGUGAUAAAUUGUACCUACGGGACACAAGUGUAGUAUUCUGUUUCUUGAACAUAUCCUCAUAGACCAAAUUGAAAACAAAUUUAAAAUGUCUUUUCUAGCUAAAACUUAUUUACAAUGCCUGUGCUUGUACUGGAAGAAAUCGGUUGACGGUUUGUCUCUGACAUCACUAUGGAGCAGCUAACAUAAUAUAUUUGAUAACACUGUGUGAUAUUAUAAAUCUCGCACUGUGUUCUCUCAAAUGGUUGUGUGACCAAAAUGACAUCCAGUCACAUUUGAAAAUGAUCUGUGUCCCCUCAAUGAACUGUAUUGAACUUGUACAUCAAUUGGUGUUUUGAAAUAGAAAAUCAUAAAGAUUAGCUUAAAGGCACAUACCUUAGUCUCAGCCCGUGAAAAUUAACACUAAGUUUAGUUAAUCUACAAACCUGUAACACAUUUAGAUAAAGUUACAGUUGAGUGAAACAUGAGUGUGUCUUUGAAAUGGUGAAAUACCCUCUUAAAAAUAGACUAAAACUCGGCUCCAUAUCUUAUUUCUCAAGACUCACAUGUGUUUUAAAAAUGUAAUAUGAUAAACACAUUUUGUGAUAUUAAAAACACCAGGAUGACCAAAAACACUUCGAAUGUACGCAAAUGGAUUAUUUAAACAAUAAAAUCUAAGUGAAGUAUGAUUUCAGUUAUGAAAAAUGGCUAUAAUAGUUUUAAAGAUAUGCCUUAGUGUUUAAAAACUAGGGUAUGUCCCUUUAAGGUGUAUUCACCAUGGGCUACUGAACACCGAGUAUAAUUUAGUUUAGUACCUCUUUUUUUUUAAUGGUUCAACACAGGACUCUGAAAAUUGUGAGAAUGAUAGUUUCGUUCGUACAUCGCUUGUGCUUGUCUAGUUUUGCAUAACCCAUGUUUCUUUUGUCCAUUAGAUACAGGACAUCAUUCACAUUUGUCUUGAUACUUUACGCAAAAACAAAAUUGGUUACCUGUAUUUGUUUUGGGGUAACCUAUAAAUUAUUUAUGCCAUUUUACAAUUCUCAGAGGCCUACAACUAGAGCUGGGUGAUGUUCGGUAUCGGUAUCAUGUCGACUAGAGCUGGGUGAUGUUCGGUAUUGGUAUCAUGUCAACUAGAGCUGGGUGAUGUUCGGUAUCGGUAUCAUGUCGACUAGAUCUGGGUGAUGUUCGGUAUCGGUAUCAUGUCGACUAGAGCUGGGUGAUGUUCGGUAUCAGUAUCAUGUCGACUAGAGCUGGGUGAUGUUCGGUAUCGGUAUCGUGUCGACUAGAGCUGGGUGAUGUUCGGUAUCGGUAUCGUGUCGAUACUGAUUUACCACACCGAGCGGUUUUCUAAAUAUCAAAAUUUCGGUAUUGAAAAAUGCUUCCCGCCAUUUAGUAUAGCACUAACAAUAUAUCUGAUGAACACAAAAUGAUAUAAAUCAGAUCAGAGCCUUGUGUAGCUAUGGAAUUUAAUUUUAUUUAGAUGAAAUUAGCGGGUGAUCCUCAACUCUGGCAUGCAUUUAAAGCAGAAAAUACUGCUUAAUAUUGGUAUUGGUAUUUUGUCAAUACCGAAUACUGUACCGAUACAGAGGUAAAUCACACCAAAAAUACUGAUAUUUAUACCGAACCUCCCAAUUUCAAUACAUCCCAGCUCUACCUGCAACAUGACAAUGCAUCGUUGUGGUUUCAACAGAUAUUAUAUAUUUUGAGCAUGUACAUUUAUCUCUGAAGCAGGCUUUGUGCUACAAUAAUAAACUACAUGUAUUCCU